CACAUUCAUAGGUCUCCUGCGCUCCUAUCCACUUCUCUGUGUCUCUCUGUGUCUCUCUGUGUCUCUCUUCCCUCUCUAAAGUCUCGUGAACACGAUGUCGUCUUGAAAAGGCCGAGGAGAAGAGCUCUUUUAGACACGAUUUUCAGACCAUAUCGCAGACUCUCGUCCUUCAGCCUGUCCUUCCCUCUCGAAUUGUAUACGAUUUCCUCUUUUCUCCUAACAAGGGAAAAGCCCCUCAAUGAUGGUAGGGAACACCUUCAGCGAAAUUACGGAGAACAAUCAUGCUGGUGUGAUCUGGGUCAUCUCGCUACUUUGCAUGAUCUACUCUGUCCUUACUCUCUUCGCUAGAGGAGUGAUUAAAUGGCACAUGGUUGGACCCGACGAUGUUGCUUUGGUCGCUGCGCAGGUUCUCGCUUUCGGACAAUAUGGUGCCUUAUUUGGCUCUCUGCACUAUGGACUUGGGAGAACGUCUGAAAUGUUGAACGUUAAAUCCCGAGUACUUGUAUCCAAUACUGCGUUUACAUCAGAAAUACUUCUUUUGUUGUCACUAGCAUUGUCAAAAUGCUCGAUCAUAUUUCUUGUCCGUCGAGUCUUCACUAGGGAUAUGAAACACUUUUGGCUCAUUUGCAAUAUCGCCCUCGCCUUCGUUUGCACCUGGGGCAUUACGUCUGUUGUUCUCGUGAGCGUUGGAUGCAACGUUUCUAAAUACGUACCUCCAAAUGGGAACGAGACAUGCGAAGGCUUUGCGACGCGAUGGAAUAUAGUCAUUGCACUUGAUGUAAUUUCUGAACUCGUUAUGUUCAUUCUUCCAAUCUGCUUUUUGUGGACCCUUCAGAUGACUCUUGAUUUAAAGGCACGGGUUGUUAUCGCCUUUGCCUUUCGACUUCCCGUGAUCGCGUUCUCUAUUCUCUUCGUUCGCAUCUUCACUACCGUCCAACAUGCUCCCAACCCUGGUGUCUCCAUCUCGACCGCAAUCGCCUGGCAGCAAGUCACAGUCUCAUACUCUUUAAUUUCCGCGACAAUUCCCUGCCUUAAGUCCUUCAUUAAAUCUUUCGACACUAAUUUUGGCAUGGGUGAAGGUUCCAGCUCCGGACCAUACACUUACUCAUCCAGCAAUUCACAAUCGCACUUGGCUACUCAUUCCCACUCUCAUUAUCAACCAAAACCCAAGCGGAAUGUGUCGGCACCGGAUACGAUUCAGAUGCACUCUCUGAAACCUCGCCGUUCAGCCAAAUUUCGAAAAGAGCCCGAAAGCACCAAGGUGGGCGAGGACACUAAACAUCACGUCGGCAAGCUCAGGCCAGAAAAAUUAAAGCACUUGACGACCAUUCGGGCGGGCAGGAGUGGCGGAGGAGAACGACCUGGAAGUAAUGGGAGUACAAGUUCCAUGGCGGGUAGUCAGGAAUUGAUUAUUAGGCGGGAUGUGCAGUUUGAUGUGCGCAGCGACUAUACCCAUGGGAGUGAACAGGGGUGAGAGACAUGAUGAGAUGACGAGGCCGAUAAUGCAUUACCUUGGCGUUGAGGAGAGGGUUACCAAAUUCUUAGAUAAGAGUACCACGGAGAGAACGGUGGAGGUACUUUGAAAGAAUGUGUGAUUUCGGCGUUCGAUACCUGCGAUAAUUUCUACAUGUAUGAAUUAUAGACCAGAUGACAUCAGCUAU
Messenger RNA from Lindgomyces ingoldianus, 1661 nucleotides. RefSeq lists its product as uncharacterized. The coding region runs from base 239 to 1474 and encodes 411 amino acids. Lineage: Eukaryota; Fungi; Ascomycota; Dothideomycetes; Pleosporales; Lindgomycetaceae. The record is from RefSeq and is a predicted model, not a curated record. The transcript is spliced from 5 exons.